Dentiscutata heterogama is the source of this 537-nucleotide messenger RNA. Lineage: Eukaryota; Fungi; Glomeromycota; Glomeromycetes; Diversisporales; Gigasporaceae. The record is from the annotation of a GenBank genome assembly.
AUGAAAGAGGCUAAGCUUUCUACUAAAAGAACAUAUACAGCAAUUAGCGAUACCCUAAAAAAUGCAAUAUGCCAAUAUCAUUUUAAAAAUCCUAAUAAAACACAAAUUCAAAUCGUUGAGCAUUUUAAUAUCCAAGACCCUAAUCGAAGUCUGGAUUAUUCAACUAUUUCUAAAAUCUUAAAAGAAAAAACAAAUGGUUGGCCGUUGAUGAAAAUCAAACUACUUCAAGCACAUUUUGCUAUCAUCAAAGAAAAGGCUGCUUAUUUCGCUAAAGCUCUUGCAUUAUGUAAAGAUGGAUUAAAGUUUUCUAAUGGUUGGUUGCAUGGAGAAGCUAGCAGUACACCAAUUCAAAUCCUUCCAGAAUCUCAGCGAAAUUUACAAAAUAUUAUUCAAGAAUAUACAUUAAGUGAUGUAUUUAAUGCAGAUGAAACAAAUCCAUCUGAUGAGGAGUCUAAAAAUAGUGAUUCUGAAGAUAUUGAAAAGUUGUCUCCUAUUAGAACAAAUAAUCAUGAAAAUAGAUGUGGUCAUGGUCAUUAA